Esox lucius (northern pike) is the source of this 1578-nucleotide messenger RNA. RefSeq names its product intestine-specific homeobox. Gene Ontology annotation, biological process: regulation of transcription by RNA polymerase II. The transcript is spliced from 3 exons. Gene Ontology annotation, molecular function: RNA polymerase II transcription regulatory region sequence-specific DNA binding; DNA-binding transcription factor activity, RNA polymerase II-specific. The record is from RefSeq and is a predicted model, not a curated record. The coding region runs from base 364 to 1083 and encodes 239 amino acids. NCBI's taxonomy places the organism in Eukaryota, Metazoa, Chordata, Actinopteri, Esociformes, Esocidae.
UCCAUCCCAGUGUAUUGGCCCACAUUUCCUGGAUAUCUGUCUUUACCUGGAGAUACAGGAACUGCGUGAUAAAUGUUUAAUGACAGAGCUAAAAGGAAAGGGAGAAGGUAGGAAAGAAGAUACACAGAAAUCAGCUUUUUGACAAUGUAAGCGGGCUGGAAAGACAAAGACAGAAGGAGAAAUAGAGAGAGAAAGACAGAGUAAGAAUAAAGAAAUAAAGAAAAAAGAACCAUUGACUUAAAACUGGAGACUAGCCAAGACAUGUAACAAGGAAACAGUUGUACCCUCCCUCUGAGCCUUGAUUGGCAGGCUGGGGCCCCUCUAAGGCCGAACAUUCUGGAAGUCUGUAGAGGGGAACAAGAUAUGAUGGUGAUGCAGGAUACGAAAAGGCACCACAGAGGCCCACAGGGGCACACUCCAGAAAAUGUGUCCCCUAAGGUGCUGUCUCACUCCAUCGACCGGAUCCUGAGAAAAGGACACCAUCUGGAUGUGGUGGAGAGGGGAAGUGAAAUGGAAGAGAGAGCCAGGAUGAAAGGAGGGAUGGAGUCCACAUGUGUGAAGACCAUCUCUGAGGAACAACCUAAAAUCAACCGAUUUGAAGUGUCACGGAGUAGCCAUCGGCGGGUACGGACAACAUUCACCUCGGGUCAACUGGAGGAGUUAGAGAGAGCAUUCCUGCUGAACCACUAUCCUGAUGUACAUACCAGAGAACAACUAGCCUCACAAACCUAUCUGUCAGUGGCACGAGUGCAGAUCUGGUUCCAGAACCGCCGGGCCAGGUGGAGGAAGACCAUAGCUCUGAGAGAAAGCAGAAGAUUGGACGAGAAUUUUGACACCAACCAACAGCCUGAGGAGACGGUGCUGCUCCCUCCUCUGAUACAAUCCCUCCAAACUAGGCAACACCCACUACAGCACAGGCGCAUGCUCACCAGACCACCCAACCUUUGUUUUGGUGUUUACCAGCACGUCCUGCCCAAGAUGCACUCUGUUGUCAUGCCCUGUUUUGAGCCAUACCUACGUCCUCUGCCAGCCCAGCCCUGGUUGACCCCAGUGACACACACAAAUCCCAGACAAUCCUGUUGACAGUCAAAGCACACACCUGACGUCUACUCUUAGACACGUUUUCAAGUAUGUUUGUCCAUAUACAUGUAUGUAUAUUUUUGUACAUAAAAAAGGUUUUAUUUUUGCUUUUUUGUCAAAACUGAUUCAAAUUAAUGAAACAUCCUCAGAUGUGGUAGCCAGAUCACUUUCUAAAGGGCUGGAAUGAAAAUCGUAAGACCAAAGUUGGAGGGGCCAUGACCAAGCCUGAUUGAAGUACACAGAUUUCUCUCAGAGUUCUCUGAGAAGCGUAAGGGUAAAGACUUAGGGAGAAAGGGAUUACGAGUUUUUGUGAUUACUUCUUGGGAUUACUUAAAUAGAAAAAUAAUAGGUGCGCAAAAUUAUGACACGAUGUUUGAUUUUUUUUAUUUAAUGUUUAUUUAUUUAACAUUUAACAUUGUUAUUUAAACCCAUAUAACAGUUGUGUGCCUCAGCUGUUAUGUGUGUGAUCAUCAUGUGCAUAAAGGUUGGCGCACAUAA